This is a messenger RNA of Eucalyptus grandis, 666 nucleotides long. Its product is annotated as disease resistance protein RPV1-like. Bases 1 to 666 code for a protein of 221 amino acids. The record is from RefSeq and is a predicted model, not a curated record. The transcript has a single exon. Gene Ontology annotation, biological process: signal transduction. NCBI's taxonomy places the organism in Eukaryota, Viridiplantae, Streptophyta, Magnoliopsida, Myrtales, Myrtaceae.
AUGGAUUCUUCUUCUUCUUCUUCUUCCAAGCGUAGAAGGAAUUACGAUGUCUUUCUCAGUUUCAGAGGCACGGAUGUCCGCAAUAACUUUGUCGAUCAUCUCUACACAGCUGUAGACCAUUCAGGAAUAAACACUUACAUUGACAGUGAAGAACUUGGUAAGGGAGAGCAGAUAUCAACCACGCUUAUGGAGGCAAUUGAGGAAUCAAAAAUUGCGAUCAUUGCUUUCUCAGAGAACUAUGCCUCUUCACUGUGGUGUUUGGAAGAGGCGGUGAAAAUCAUGGAGUGCAAGGAGCAAAGAGGCCUCGUGGUUUUUCCGGUGUUUUACAAAGUGGAACCCAGAGAAGUGAGAACGCCGGGGAAAGGUAAAGGGGAGAGACAGAGUUAUGGAGAAGCUAUUGCGGAGCAUAAGAUCAAGUUCGGGAAGGAUUCAGAAAAAGUAAAGAGAUGGCAAAAAGCUCUUCUUGAUGCUGGUAGCUUGUCUGGCUGGCAUCAUACCGAUGGGUACGUACAUCACUUCUUCUACUUCAGUUGGUCUAAAUCUUUCGAUACUAUUUUCUUUCUCAAGAACACACUCUCGUCAGACACACACAGCACAGAGCACACGUUCGGAGCGCACGAACCAGAGCACCAUAUACAAGCCGUGUCUUCUCCGACCCUCCGCUGA